Messenger RNA from Phycomyces blakesleeanus NRRL 1555(-), 465 nucleotides. RefSeq names its product Zn(2)-C6 fungal-specific transcription factor. NCBI's taxonomy places the organism in Eukaryota, Fungi, Mucoromycota, Mucoromycetes, Mucorales, Phycomycetaceae. The transcript has 2 exons. Gene Ontology annotation, molecular function: DNA-binding transcription factor activity, RNA polymerase II-specific; zinc ion binding. The record is from RefSeq and is a predicted model, not a curated record. Gene Ontology annotation, biological process: regulation of DNA-templated transcription. The annotation marks the transcript as partial.
AUUCAUUUAUAAGUCAGGCGUGGAAGUUUGAGCAAGACCAAGAAGAGCGGCUAUGCAAGUAUGGAGGAAUCAGCACCAUCUACACCUGAACCUCAUGAGUUGCAAUCAGCAGAGCGAUCGCAUGUCAAGAAAAACAAGGUUGCUCGGGCCUGUGACGAAUGUCGCCGAAAAAAGGUCCGCUGCAAUGGAGGUCAACCGUGCGUUCGGUGCAGAAAGGCCCUAUUUCAAUGUGUAUAUUCAAAGAUCGCGCCAAAACGAGGUCCUCCAAAACAAUAUGUAGAGACGCUUGAGCCAAGACUGCGAAGAGUAGAGAGUAUUCUCGAUGCACUAACUCUUGACUCAUCCGAGUCUUCCGCAAAUCAACUCGAGCUCUCUGACGAAAAUUCAUUGUCUUAUCCUGGUCAGCAACUAUAUUUUCCUACUACCUCCUCUAGUGGGCUCCAACAAACAUGGUCUCUUUUUAUU